This is a messenger RNA of Trichoderma gamsii, 1995 nucleotides long. RefSeq lists its product as hypothetical. Gene Ontology annotation, molecular function: oxidoreductase activity. The transcript is spliced from 3 exons. The record is from RefSeq and is a predicted model, not a curated record. Lineage: Eukaryota; Fungi; Ascomycota; Sordariomycetes; Hypocreales; Hypocreaceae. Bases 1 to 1995 code for a protein of 664 amino acids.
AUGCCGUUUAUUCCUCAAGAGCCUGCCGAGGCUGAGUUGCAGCCUGAGUCUGUGAAGAGAGUUGUUGUUGAUCUAGAUUCGAAGAAACCUGAGGCUCGAGAGAAAAUGAACAUGUUGCUCAAACAGUCGGAUCCGAAGAACCGACCGCGCGAGUUGUCUGACGAACCACCGCCACCCAAGACUAUAGAGGACAAGGUUGCUGCAGCGGCUGUUGUGCUGAAUCGCUAUCGUAUUGAAUACAAGAACGACUGGGAUAUACCUCAGUCAAUUAUAACUUCUAAAGAACUCAUCAAGGGAUUCAUUGACCGCAAUGAGUCGAUUGAGCUUAUUCUACCAGCAUUCCCUUUCAAGUCUUCCAACAAGUCGACAAAGGUCCUCGGUUCUCUUCCAGAUGAAGCAGAACGUGUCUCAUUGCUGCACCUAAAUGGCCUUUGCGAGUCCGUCAAGGAAGCAACCGAAAACGACUGUCAUCUUACAAUUAUAUCUGACGGCAUAGCGUACAAUGAUCUCUUGGAUGUAUCUGACAGCGAAGUGUGGACAUAUGGCCAGACUUUACGCUCAAUGGCCCACGAAUUGGGAUGCAGCAACAUACGAUUCUCACGCAUGUAUCAGCUAUUGGGGUCAGAAUACAGCCAUCUUAGCACAUUGACAGAGGAGCAAUAUCUUGAAAUGGUUCCUGAAUUUCGAAAAGGUCUCGAAAGCAACCUCCCUGACGGAUACAAUGUCUCCGAAGAAAUCUCAAAGAACGCAGAUGUGAACGCUACAUAUUGCGGGUACAAGAAAUUUUUGGAAACCGAACGAGACAUCAAGCUUGGCCGCUCAAGGGCUGAUAAAGAGAAUGCUGAUCUUGCCAAACGGAUGUUGAAUCGCGGUAAAGCUUUUGCUGAAGCUAUCAAAAAGAGAUUUCCAGUCUCUGUCCGUUUAUCGAUUCAUCCAUCUACCGAUGUUAAUAAAAUCUCCAUUGCGCUGCUUCCUCAGGAUAAUGAGGUGCCCAUGACUCCCUGGCACGGUGCCGUGGUACGCAAGGUUGACGGCACUAUUACUAUGAUGCAUGCCCAUAAAGUCCAGGCUGUGUCCCAUGAGCUUGUGUACCAGAAUGGCCGCCCCAUGUACUUCAGAGAGCGAUCUGAUCUGUUCUCAUGGAAUGGAAAGGAUGUGGACUUUGAGUAUCUCUAUCCAACGGGCCUAAUCGUCCGACCGCGAGACAUCGGAUCUGCCAAGAACGCGCUCUGCACGGUCGACAUGCAAAAGGUCCGCAAAUUGUCUGAAUUAUGCUCCCCGGUUUGCCUUCGCGGCUUCACCGAUACCACAGACCGUCGGGCUUUCACUGCCAAAGCGUAUGAUCUCGGCGAGGUUUUGCCUUGGGAGUUUGGCGUGAUCCAGGAAGUCAAAGAUAAGGGGGGAAAGCCAGAUCGCACCACUAACAGCGUCCAAUCCAGAGAGGCCAUGCCUAUGCAUUUCGAUGGCGUUUUCAAGCUGAAGACUAUCAUAGAUGAGGAGACAGGCGAGGAGAAGCAGGUUUCUGACGCUCCGCUGUUUCAGUACUUUGUUUGCCAGGAAGCUGCGCCUGCAGGUGAUGGCUACACGCUCUUUGCCUCUUCUAAUCGGUUCGUGAACUACUUGCCACAGUCUUACAACAUCAAGAAACUAUCCAAGAUUCGCUGGAGCAGUCACAGCCACGGUUACUUCCAGAUUGACUUGACAAACACGCGUCUGAUUGAGCCGCACCCCUCGCUGGGAACGCCAUGCGUACGCUGGCUCCAGCCGUGGCCUCGGUGGAAGACGGCUUACAACUCCCAUGACGUUAGCAUUGAUAACGGGUCGCAGAAUCUUGUUUCUCUGAUUGACUCCAUUCUGUUUGAUCGUCGCGUUUGCCUUUACUUCACUUGGGAAAAGGGCGACAUUGUGGUAUCUGACAACUAUUCGACGCUGCACACGCGUACUGCAUUCAAAGGAGAUUGUGACCGUGAGCUGUGGCGUAUUCACAUUGGAUAA